GUUCAGCAGUUUUAUCUGAUUUCCUGGUGAACUUCCACCAAAACGGCAGCCACAAUAACAGGAAGUGAGCUGGAGCAGCUGGAAGUCUCUGAGUUUUUGCUCACGAUCUCACACACUCACACACACUCACACACUGUCGAACGACGACCCUAACAUCAACGAUUACACACUUUACUAUCCCUGGAAUUAUACAGAAAUCAACACACCUUUGAUGAUGAGACGUUCUGUUGGGCAGCGAGCGGUCAGGACUUUUCUCUGCGCAGCGUUUCUGCACUUUCUUUUCAUCGCAGCUGAACAUGUGAAAGACGCUUCCCCGUCCUCAGUCCUGCACAGACAGAAGAGAAAAUGGGAGUGGAAGGAAUUUACUGUGCCCGAGGAAUUACCACCUAAAAGUCUACCGUAUUUAAUCACCACGCUGAAGAACACUUUGUCUAAUAAGACGACAGAGUUCACUCUAAUUGGAGAUGGAGCAGGCGACACCUUCCGCGUGAACAAGAAUGGAGAAGUGCUCUUGUUGAAGAAGCUGGAUCGGGAAAAAAUCAGUAGCUACAGCCUCAAAGCACAGCUUAUAAACUCUGAGACUAAAGCGAUGCUUGAAGAAGAUGAUUUCAUCAUACAGGUCCAGGAUAUUAACGAUAACACACCCGUGUUCGCAGAGACGUACAGUGGAUCUGUUAAUGAACGAGCAGGAAGAGGAACCCCAGUGCUGAAGGUGCUCGCGACUGAUAAGGACGACCCAAACACUCCCAACGGCAUGGUCACAUACAAACUGUUAAAUGGAACCAACUUCUUCAGCAUUAACCCUGACACAGGUGAAAUUCAAACUGCAGUUGACACACUGGACCGUGAGACUCAGAGUGUGUAUAAGUUGCUGGUGCAGGCGUCAGACACACCCGGAUUUCAGGGACUAUCAGCGACCACUGUAGUCACCAUCAAUAUUAAUGACAUUAAUGACAACCACGCCUCGUUCUCAAAACGAAGCUACCACUUUGAUGUGAAUGAGGACAGGCCAAGAGGUUUCAAUAUCGGAGCUCUACAGAUUAAUGACCACGAUGAGAAACAGAAUAAAAACCCCACAUUUACUUUAGACGAUACUCAUAAAGAUAUCUUUGGUCUGGAGCUGAAUGAGAAUAAUGAUGGAGUUCUCAUACUGAAGAAGGAACUCGACUAUGAGACAAAGGCGGAGUACACGUUUACUGUAACACUGGAAGAGAAUGUUGUCCAGCCUAUGGACAAUAGGAACCCCUGGACCACUGCACAGAUCAUCGUCUACGUUAAAGAUGUAGACGAGCCGCCAGUCUUCAGCCAGGCAGAAUACACCUUUAGUGUUAAAGAAGGGCCGGGAAAUUUAAUCGUGGGAUCAGUUUCAGCCAGGGACAUGGACAAAACCAGCCACAGGAUACGGUACAGCAUACAGGAUCCAACCAGUCCAGUGACGGUUAACAGUGAGACUGGACAGCUCCUGUUGAAGACUGCACUGGAUCGAGAACAACAACAGAAAUACAUGUUCUAUGUUACAGCACAGGAAGAGUCUACCACCGCUCAGAAAUCUAAUGUGAAAGUCACAUUAAACGUCCUGGACAUCAAUGACAACGACCCAGAGCUGGCCAGUGAGAGUGAAGUGUACAUCUGUGAGAACGAUAAAAGUGGAACGGUUAUUGGUGUUAUUGGUGCCACAGACUUGGAUGAGAAUCCCGGGCUGUUUCGCUUUACUCUCAUAGGAAAGAGUUCAAACUUCUCCCUGCAUGACAAUCUGAAUAACACAGCCAGCAUCAUCCUGACUCAUGGAGGUUUCAAUAGUAAGAGCUCUGAGCAGAUCGUUCUGGAAAUCGAGAUUACAGACGGAGGAACUCCACCGAGGAAAAGCAUCAGACCUCUUCCCCUGAGAGUGUGUGUGUGUGAGAGCGAUAGACGAACCAGCUACUGCAUGGCCUACAGCAAGUCCGGCAUCACUGUGAGCGCUCUCAUCGCCAUCCUGCUGUGCAUCAUCACCAUCCUCGUGAUCGUGAUUCUCUUCGUGCUGCGUAAACGCUACCAAAAGGAGGCGCUAGUCUCUCUGGGAAAGUCUGGCAGUGAGAUUCACGAGCAGCUUGUGGCAUAUGAUGAGGAAGGUGGAGGUGAAAUGGAUACAAACAUAUACGACGUCUCCAUCCUGACCUCAGCUCGCGCAGACUCCCGGGUCGGUCCUGAUCCGCUUGUUCCUCCCAUGUACGCUGUGGUGAAUAAGCCUUCAGCCUGUAAAGGGGACAUGGCCGUGAUGAUCGACGUGAAAAAGGACGAGGCUGAUCAUGACAGGGACGGGAUUCCCUACGACACACUGCACAUUUACGGCUACGAGGGGUCCGAAUCCGUGGCCGGGUCGCUGAGCUCACUCGAGUCAUCCUCUUCCUUCGGGUCUGACGAUGAUUACAACUUUCUGAGUGACUGGGGACCGCGCUUCAGGACUCUCGCUCAAAUUUACGGCUCUGACGUGGACACUUCGUACUGAUCCCGGAUCCUGAAGACCGACAGCCACUUGAUAAGAAGUUAAAAGAUUGAUGAUUGAUUUAUUUUACAGUUUUUACACUUUUACAGCUACAACACCAUCCAGUGUUGUUACUCAUUAUUAUUAUUUUUAUUAUUAUUAUUAUUAUUGUACUUUUUUAAUUCUGUAUUUCCAUCUUUAUAACGGCACGUUUGGUGUGUUUGACUUGAUUACUUGAUGUUAUGCUAUUUUUAUUCUUAAUGUGAGUAUGUAGAAUUUUAGAGCUCCUAAUUGGAUGCUGAUCCCGGAGCAGGAAAACCCUAAAUAGUAAACCCUGAGCCGAAUAAACGAACACUUCAUCCAUCUGUAUAAAGGAGUGAUCACAGUCCGGUGGAGGGGACACUGUAAUUCAGAGUUCUGGAGCAGUUCAGCUCUGAUCUGGCAGGGCAGUUCUGGAUUAGUUGCGAGUGGUUCUGGUGUGGAUUCUGAUCAGUUCUGGAGCAGUGCUAGGGAUCUUUAAAAACAUCGACUGUCCAUGUUGUUUAUUGUCUUAGUUAUUAAAUCAGGUGUUCAGCACCUCUUUACACAUAUGUACUGUAUAUUCUCGAUAACUUAUUACUGAAAAAAUUCAAAUAAGCAUCAACUCCGAUCUUCUGACCAAUCAGAGUCCAGGAUUCUGUCUUAUAUUACAGUAUUAAAGUCUUUUACAUCAGGAGAAGAGUAUCGCUUUAACAUUUUAUACAUGUAAUAUUGUUUAAUAUUACUACAUUUUAUAUGUACAAAACACACACACACACUCACUCACACACACACACACACAGAGUGGCGUCUGCUCUGUAACAGUAAUAUUAGCUGCAGGAAACGGUCGCGGUGAAACACAGGAAACUCCAUAACGAGCCGCUGACAGAAUUACAGAGCAAUCGGAGUUUAUUUGACAGAAAUCAUCAACACAUGGACUGGUGUGUGUGUGUGUGUGUGUGUGUGUGUGUGUGUGUGUGUGUCAAAAAUCUCAAAGGUCCAAUACAAUACAGCAAUGAGGAAAUGUACAGCAGCUCAUACACACACACACACACACACACACACACACGAUAGAGAGAAGCCAAUGACUUUAACCUUACAGCCGGAGUUUCUACUGAAAUAAUUUAAAUGAAAGUUUAAUUCCAGUUUUACAUCUAAAUAAUUCCACUGAGGAACGCUCGCUGGAGCACAGAAAGAAAAAUGUUUUUUAAUUGUCACAUUAGUAGUAUAAGUUUCGUUUUGUUGUUGUUGUUGUUGUUGUUGUUUUAUGAACCUUUAUAAACUGGUAAUAAACAGUUUCCUUUUCAUUACUUUAAAAAGCAACACAAUUGUACAGACUGGGUGUCAUUAUUUAAUGGCAGAUAAAAAUUCAGUUUCCGUACAAAAGUAAAAAUAUUAUUGUUCAAACCUGAUAUUUUUUAUUCAUCACUUCACUGUGAUUCUAUUUGUUUGUGUUCUGAGGUGAGACCGACGCGGUACAGGUUAGCUCUAACGUUAGCUCUAAUGCUAGCGCUAACGUUAGCCCUGACUCUGUCGCCUCCUCCUGACGGGGUGGAGGGCGGCGUGCGCAGGGUCCUAAUGCCCGCCUCAUCACCUGAACGACCUGAGACCGAGUGUGAGCAGGUGCACGCUCUGAUUUCCCAUAAUUCCACAUGCGCUCACAUACACACGUUCCUCCACCUGCCAAACACACAGACACGCCCCCUGCAUCUCCUCAAGCAUCUUCAGGUCCAGACUCUCUUUUUUCUUUGUUUGUUUAUUUAUGUUUGUCAUUUUGGUUUUCUGAUUUUAGUUUUUAAAAUAUUAUUAAAAUCAGGGAGGUCGUGAACCGACAGACAGAAAUCUGGUCCAGAAGGAACAUCACUAAAUGUGGAGAUCACUAAAACGCUCACGUGUUUUGUUUUCUUUGACACACACUUUGAGGCUUGAGAUAUCUUUAUUGAUUGUUGCUUAUUGCCUGUUUGUGUUCUGUGUAAGUGUACAGUGUGAUCGCUCACACCGUGUGAGUUAACACACCACACACACUCAGUAAACUUUCUCACUGAUCAGUGUCACCAUGAAUCUGCUUUAAAUAAUAAUUCAUGUCAAGAAACUGAAGAUAAAAAUUGACCCAAAGUCAAAAUAUCUGUAUAAACACAAUAUGGUUUAUUUCUAUAAUUAUUCCACCUGAUUAUUCAGCAAAACCUUAACGUCUGAGUUUAACCUUCAGUCUCUCUCUCUGACUGGGAGAUACUGAACCCUUUAAAGUGGAGAAUUUAUUUUUACUUCUCGUUAUUCUCUGAACCUUCACCUUCACCUCGUCUUCUUCAUCGAGACAAUAAACGGAUGCCUUCUCCUUGGCAUGCUCCGCCCACUAAAUCAGCAACUUCCUGUCAAGAAAGCUCACUUCCUGUUCUCUUAUCUGUUAAGUAAAAUUGCACAUGGGAGCGUUUUCCUGUUUUUCAUUCCAAAUGGAGGAAAAAAAAAACUUCCCGAGGAGAUCAGGCUGCAGAUAUGUUCACCCGCUGCCGCUCUUCAGGUUGUGUUUCAUUAAAACGUGAAAUUGUGGGAUUAUUAUUCUGCUUAGAUUCACUGUAUCAGCAAAAAUCAAUAAAUGAUAAUAAGUG
This is a messenger RNA of Clarias gariepinus (North African catfish), 5088 nucleotides long. RefSeq names its product cadherin 5 (gene cdh5). Bases 212 to 2488 code for a protein of 758 amino acids. The record is from RefSeq and is a predicted model, not a curated record. Gene Ontology annotation, cellular component: bicellular tight junction; adherens junction; plasma membrane. The transcript is spliced from 12 exons. NCBI's taxonomy places the organism in Eukaryota, Metazoa, Chordata, Actinopteri, Siluriformes, Clariidae. Gene Ontology annotation, biological process: adherens junction organization; homophilic cell-cell adhesion; multicellular organism development. Gene Ontology annotation, molecular function: cadherin binding; calcium ion binding.